UGGUAACCCCCACCUCGGAACCGUUCGGGUGGUAGUACGAGAAGGACAUUCAAGGAAUUGACGUAUGCUGUGUACACAACCCGUAGGAUAUUGCGGUGGGGGCCUAAACCGGCAGAUCGACGGUGUUUUGGACUGUUUGUGGAGGCGUAGAGAGCAAGGCUGGAGCGCAUCGAGGCAUGAGCGAGUGCCGUUUUUUCUCCUCUGCCCCCGUGCCUGACGACACUCUGUAGGUACCUACACGAACUCUGCUCUGCAACUGUAGGCGAAACAACGUACCAACCUAUGGGCUUUUCACUACCUACUUAGAAUAGGGUUGAGCACAAACUACUACCCAGAGGAUUUCCAGUCAUCAACGAGAUAGGAUGGGCUCAAUUGCAGUUCACGAGGCACCACGACACCCGGUGACGUCCAUCGCCGAGAUGGACGACGACACUAUUGUCGAGAUCGCCGACGCGUGCAACAUCCCAACGGGCAUCAUCGAGGACCUAUACACUUGUUUGCCACUCCAGCAGAGCAUGAUAGCUGAGAACCGGGCUGAAGUCUUUCACUUCAUUAUCUCCUUCGGGCCGACGGCGGACAUCGACCGGUUUUGCGAGUGCCUGCGGAAGGUCGUUGCGACGAAUUCCAUCUUACGCACCAGACUCGUGCGCUCUGCAAGCCUGGGCGGCAUCGUGCAGGUUGUCACGAGUGAGGAACAUGUUACAGAGCAUCAUCCUGGUGUUGAUGGCGAGGAUGUGGAGCGCUACCUACAGCAAGAUCCCCAUCGGAUGGGUCUUUGCAUGCCCCUUUUCCGCACUGCCUUUAUCGGAAGGUUCUUGGUGCUCACGCAACACCAUGCCGUGUUUGACUAUUGGUCAUGGGACGCCAUGAUGAACGUGGAUAUCGCGGGUGCAUACCUGCAAAGUCCAAAGUCUCGGAUCAAGGUCAGCCCACGACCACCAUUCAAGGACUUUGUUUCGCGGUGUCUCAAUGUCGAUGAGACGGAAGCCAGAGGCUUUUGGGCGUCACGGUUCAAGGGGUCUCCGGCCAUCUUCCUCAAGCCCGAAUCACCACGCACCUCCCCGCGAGUUGUCUCGAAACCGACUCGAAAAUUCCAUGUGGAGCGCAUCAAGACGGGUGUACUCCCACCCACGCACGCUCCCCACUUCCUAGAGGCGGCAUGGGCUUUGACAGCUUCCAUCUACACCGAUAGCGAAAGCGUGGCCUACGGCUACGUCCUGUCGGGCCGCACUCCCACUCCGGACGGCCUCGAGAACACGCUGGGUCCAACGGUCACCGAAAUACCCAUGCAGACCAAUCUGCAGCGGAGAACGAUGACGGUCGACAAGCUCAUCAAGGACCGGGCCGCAUCAAUCCGCCAACUUCACCAAAACCCACACUUGAUGCACUACCCUCUGGAGAAGAUUGCCGCCCUGAGCGGAGCUGCAAAGAGCGCAUGCGCAUUCUCAGCACUAUUCAACGUCCGCCCGGCGGUAUUUGCCAACGCAGCCGAGGAGGGUGAAAUCAAAAUGGAGAGAAUGGUGUGGCUCAACGGCCUCUUCCCACUGCAGCUCAUCUUCAGCAUUACGGGGGAGGGCAUCGAGGUGUGGCCGCGAGUGGACGCCACUGUGGUCGAUGACCGCCAACUCGAUCGCCUCCUAAAUCAGUUCAGCCACACAUUCCGCCUGUUGACAGAAGCGUCCCCUCAGACAAAGCUGGACAACUUGCCUUUGCUCGAUCCACAGGGGCGCGAAGAGGUCUUUCAGCUGAACAAGACCAUCCCUGAGCCCGUGCAGGCCACCCUCUAUGAACUCUUCACGGCCCAGGCGAGAGCACAGCCGAAGGCAAUGGCAGUGACCACUGCGGGCGAUGGGAAUCUGACCUAUGCCCAACUGGAUUGGCUCUCUUCGCGGCUCGGCUGCGUAUUGCAGUUGAAGGGUGUGGGGACCGCCAGCCGGGUCGGUUUGCUCAUCGACAGAUCGCCAUGGGCCAUUGUAGCCAUUCUUGCCGUGCUCAAAGUUGGCGGCGUGUGCGUUCCCAUCGACAACAGAAAUUCGGGGGAGAGAAAUAUGGAUCUGCUCUUGGAAACGGGGGCCAGGCUCAUUUUGACCUUAUCGGCCCAAUAUGCCCGUGCCAUUGUUGGCCGUGGGAUUGAAAUUUUCGUGAUGACCCCUGAAUCCAUCACCGAGAUACCUCCAUCGCUGGAGCAGCGGCAAGUUGUCACAAACACCAGCCAACCGGAGGACCCGGCGUACGUUUUCCACGCCAGCUAUAACAACACCCCUGGAACUCGGAAAGCCGUCUUGCUUGAGCACCGCUCCUUGGCUUCAGCGUUGACGUGCCAUGCGCAACGGUUUCGUUGGGGACCGGCCACCCGGAUGCUUCAGUUCUGGUCUUUGGCGUCGGAGAACAGCGCGCUUGAAGUGUUCGGUGCGCUCCUCUCGGGCGGAUGUCUCUGCAUUCCUCCCCUCGCCCUUGAAAACAGCGGCGAGUCUACAGGCUCGUGGCUUUCGCGUUUCAUCAAGUCCGCCAAAGUUGACUUCGCAAUGCUGCCUCCGAGCGUGAUUCGGGAACUCUCCCCGGCCAGUGUUCCGACUCUGCGCUCGCUGGUCUCGGUCGGUGAGCCGCUACAACAAGCCGACACGGAGACGUACAAGACUUGGGCAAGGAGCUUCCAGCUCUUUAACCGGUGGGGUGCAACAGCGGCACCGACGCUGAGCAUCGUCUCGAAAAUAUCCCCGGAUGUGCAUCAUGGCUUCUCCUCCAACAACGUCGGGAUGCCGGUCGGUUGCGCGGCUUGGAUCGUAAAUCCUAGCAACGUCAACGACCUAGCCCCCUUCGGCGGGGUGGGCGAGCUCGUGAUCGAAGGUCCUGGUACGGCCUCAGCCUCCUUUGGGAACGGUUCCAUCCUUCCCCGACCUCAGUGGGCACUCGAUCUCAAGCGCGGCCAGGCAACGCGCUUCUUCCGUACCGGCGACUUGUCCAAGUACAACAGCGAUGGCAGCAUCUCCUUUGUUGGUCGCAUCAGCAAUCGUGUCAAGUUAAGCGGCUGCCAGAUGGUGCAGCUGGAGGACCUAGAGCGCACCAUCGUUGGGUGCAGCCAAGUACGGGAGUGUGUGACCGCGGCGAAGAUCAUUGCCGGCCGCACCCAGAUUGUUGCCCUGGUGUGCCUGGCAGACCCCCGCCUCCCGAGGGGGGUUUCACUGCAGCGGUUGAUUGGACCCGACGCAGAUAUUGCCGCCCGGGGGAUUGACGUUGUGCAUGCCUAUACACAAUCCCGGCUGCCGGCUGACAGGGUGCCCGCCAGCUGGAUCGCUGUAGAGAGGCUGCCCAGAACUCUGUCGCACAAGAUUGAUCGGGUUGCGGUGAAGGAGUGGUUGAAGACGUUGAAGAGAUGAAGGGGGUAAAGUAGGUAGGUACCUAUCAGCUCACUACAUGUAGCUUUUCCUAUGUAUGCACCAAGGUUUCAACACCCAUAUGACUCGUGAUGUACACUGCGCUCAGGAAGAAAACGA
Chaetomium fimeti is the source of this 3494-nucleotide messenger RNA. RefSeq lists its product as uncharacterized. Lineage: Eukaryota; Fungi; Ascomycota; Sordariomycetes; Sordariales; Chaetomiaceae. The transcript has a single exon. Bases 363 to 3377 code for a protein of 1004 amino acids. Gene Ontology annotation, cellular component: cytoplasm. The record is from RefSeq and is a predicted model, not a curated record. Gene Ontology annotation, biological process: secondary metabolite biosynthetic process; amino acid activation for nonribosomal peptide biosynthetic process. Gene Ontology annotation, molecular function: catalytic activity; phosphopantetheine binding.